AUGAGUAUCCGAAAGAGCGAGGGAGCGCUUGAGGGCGAGGAGAGGCCGGUGACGUUGGGUCUGCAGGUUGACGAGGUUGAUGCUACCCAGACACGCCCGGUCUCGAGCUAUUCAGCUCAGUGGGGCCGUCUCAAGCAAAGACGUAUUUUUGUCUCGGGGCAUCAAUUCGCUGGUUACACUCUUUUCUCUGUAUUGAACUCGUCGGGUAAUCCUCCUGUGGGCGAACUUUGGAAGGUCUACAAAGAUAACAACACCUACCAGGCCACUACCUGGGUUGGUGCGAGUGAUAUUGGUGAAGAUUGCUCGGAAGUUUGCGCCUGGGAUGGUCGCGCAAUUUACGCUACCAAAGGGAUACAGGCGCAUAUUGAUGGAGCACUGUACAAGGCCAAAGUGAUUGAUCAGGAUGCUCCGUUUGAUGUCAUCAAUGUGAUGAAUAUGGAUUACGGAGAGUGCCCUACCAUGUGUUCUGCCGAGGUCGUUGACAAGUGCGAGAGAGACGCUAUCGAUUACCUAACUAAGCAGCUCUAUGAUCUGGCCAAUGCCCGUGGCAAGCUACAGCAAUACGGCUGGAGCAGUCAGGAUGAUGUGUACCACUACGUGGGAAGCACUCCCAUGCUUGGUAUGAACGACAGCACAUGUCUGACGUAUACAUUGGAGGCGGCGAAGACGAACGUGGCUCACUGGCAGGAGAAGAAGAUUGGCAUGAUCUCGAAUUGGUCUGUUGCUCGGGACAAAGCGUGCCCCGGUCAAACUUAUGUUGGCGUCGACUGCUCCAAUCGCGAAGGCCAGACGUUGAUUGCCAGUUUCCCCAAGUAUUUGCCCCGUACCAGUGCCAUCUAG
This is a messenger RNA of Gregarina niphandrodes, 840 nucleotides long. RefSeq lists its product as hypothetical. NCBI's taxonomy places the organism in Eukaryota, Apicomplexa, Conoidasida, Eugregarinorida, Gregarinidae. The transcript has 2 exons. The coding region runs from base 1 to 840 and encodes 279 amino acids. The record is from RefSeq and is a predicted model, not a curated record.